This is a messenger RNA of Saccoglossus kowalevskii, 1524 nucleotides long. RefSeq names its product E3 ubiquitin-protein ligase TRIM56-like. The record is from RefSeq and is a predicted model, not a curated record. NCBI's taxonomy places the organism in Eukaryota, Metazoa, Hemichordata, Enteropneusta, Harrimaniidae. Gene Ontology annotation, molecular function: zinc ion binding; protein binding.
AUGACGCAAAGAACGACUCGCAUUGAAAUCGACGAAGAUUUUCUUACAUGUACAGUAUGCUGGGAGCGGUACAAAAAUGCCAAAAUUCUACCGUGUUUGCACUCAUUCUGUGCGCAGUGUGUGGUCGGGUUCGUCGAGAAGGAUGCAGAAUAUAUAAAGUGCCCAGUCUGUCGGCAAAAAUGUCCCGUGCCUGACGGUGGAUUAGAGCAACUGAAACCCAGUUUUUUUCUGAACAACAUUCUGGCGAUGGCAGAGACCAAGCAAAAAGGAGAGGGCACGCAAGUAUGUGACAGUUGCCAGGAACGCAAGCCAGACAACAGGUGUGUAGAAUGUGCACUUGAUAUAUGUUCGAUCUGUUCAAAUGCACAUAAGAAGAUCCCGGCGACGAGAAAUCACAAAUUGUUAUCAUUUGCAGAAUAUGAGGAAGCUAAAACGAUCAGCCCGUCUCUGGUUCAACCAGCUGUUCAUUGUAGCAAACAUGUCGGUAGCGAAUUGAAAUUCUACUGCAGUACGUGCAAAGUAGGUGUGUGUGUGGAAUGUACCAUCAUCGACCAUCGUGCACCGGAACACCAACACCUAGAUAUAGCGGUAGUGGCUAAAAAAUACCGCGAAGAACUGGAAAUCAAGAUUGCCGAGUUAAAACUAACAGAGAAAGAAAUGCACGACAGUAAAAUUAACGUCGAGGAGGCCUCCAAACUUGCAUCCGAAAGAUACCUGGAAGAGCAACGUAUUAUUAAACAACACACACAAGAAGUAAUAGAGCGAGUGUCGAGUACUUUGAGAGAAGAAGAAGGGGAGUUACUGGAUGGGUUAAAGGCAAAACACUGCAUUGUGAGGGGGAAUAUCAAGAAAGAACUUGGUCGUUUGCAGACUGCAUUGGAAGUCAGUACAAAGACACGAAAGUUUGUAGAGAACCUCUUACGAUUUGGUAAUAUGUCUCAAAUGAUGUCCUUACGAAGCGAGACUUCAAAUACCAUGGAUUCUCUGGUCGCCUUGGAUUCUAACUCCCCAGAAAGCAUCAUGGCAAUACCGCAUUUUAUUCCACGGGAUGUCACCGUAGAAGGCCAUCUUGGUGCUAUAGGUAUCCCGAUGCUGCCAUCCCAGCUACACCUCGACGUCAGUAAAUUACCGGCAGUAGUAAGGAUUGGACAGGAGGUGUCCGUUACCAUAGAAACGAAGAAGUACGACCCGGACAAGGAUAUUGGCUGCACAAGUAUGAUGGUGGCGGAGCUGGAAGAGCCGAGCGGGGAGAUUAACAAACUCGACAUCUCUGUAUGCAAGUCGCGGGACAAACACAGCAGAACAUUCACAGUAAAAAUGGUACCCAAGGACGAAGGCAACCACCGACUGACAGUGAAAAUAAAAAACCUGCACAUCAAGGGGUCUCCCAAUGCCAUCGACGUAAUGCCGUCGUGGAAAGCUGUCCAUGAAAUGGGGGAUCUGCCGCUCGACAUGUCAUGGUGGUCUUCCAUGAAGCAAGGUCUGUUUGGAGGCAGUUCAACUAAUGAUAACCCACCAAAAUAG